AUGAGUUUACGCCUCGCUAGCCGCCGGCUAGCACUCCCAGGCGCCCCUUGUCCAGUCCGGCCCUCGCUCCCCAGCGCCCGCGGCGGCAUAAGCACCACGCAGAUGCGCACCAAAUGGUCCGUCAACAUCUUCAAGGGCUGGGGCCGGCCCGGCGCAAAGGACUCCCCCUCGUCCAAGGCGGCCCAAGACGCCACCGCGGAGCUCGACGACCCCAAGAAGCGGGCUGCCUUUCUCGAGCGAAACAUGCACGGCUCCGUGUCGGACAACAUCUUCCAGGAGGAAAUCGACGCCGCCGGGCCCUCGUCUGCUCGGGAGGCGGCCGCCCAGAAGGAACAGCAGGAACAGCAGCUGGAGCAAAAGACCCGCGAAAACAUGGCCAUGGUGACGGACCCCGACCCCAGGAGCAGAAUGCGCUGGCAGCGCAGAAAAGUAAUCCAGAUGGUGCGCAGCAACGGCGCCGUCUCCAAGGAGGACCGGAUCAAGGCGACGGAGCGGCAGCUCCUGCACAGGAGCCACUUCAUGCCGACGAGCGUCAAGAAGCUGGUCAUGCUGUCGAGACAGAUUGCCGGCAAGCCCGUCGACGAGGCGAUUUCGCAAAUGCAGUGGUCCAAGAAGAAGAUGGCCGCCGAGGUCAAGUAUUACCUGGAGGAGGCCAGGGACUUGGCCAUUGCGCAGAGGGGCAUGGGUCUGGGCAAGGUCAACGGGGAGGUGCUCGACAAGCCCAGGAAGAUAUUCACGAGGGAGGGCAAAUGGGUUGAGGUGACGGACCCGACGCGCAUGUAUGUCGCGCAGUCUUGGGUUGGGCGUGGACCGUGGCGAGGCAAGGAGAUUGAUUACAAGGGCCGUGGGAGAAUGGGCGUUAUUCAACACCCUAGUACAAGCUUCACAGUUCUGUUGAAGGAGGAAAAGACGAGAAUACGAGAGCAUGAGGAACGAGAGGCUAAGAAGGCUGCCAAGGGACCCUGGGUUCACCUGCCCAACCGCCGUAUCCACGGACAGCGACCCUACUACUCAUGGUAA
Metarhizium brunneum ARSEF 3297 is the source of this 1020-nucleotide messenger RNA. RefSeq names its product mitochondrial 54S ribosomal protein uL22m (gene mrpl22). Gene Ontology annotation, molecular function: structural constituent of ribosome. NCBI's taxonomy places the organism in Eukaryota, Fungi, Ascomycota, Sordariomycetes, Hypocreales, Clavicipitaceae. Gene Ontology annotation, cellular component: mitochondrial large ribosomal subunit; ribosome. Gene Ontology annotation, biological process: translation. The record is from RefSeq and is a predicted model, not a curated record.